This is a messenger RNA of Diceros bicornis minor, 1623 nucleotides long. RefSeq names its product apolipoprotein F (gene APOF). NCBI's taxonomy places the organism in Eukaryota, Metazoa, Chordata, Mammalia, Perissodactyla, Rhinocerotidae. Gene Ontology annotation, biological process: cholesterol metabolic process. The coding region runs from base 527 to 1549 and encodes 340 amino acids. The transcript has a single exon. The record is from RefSeq and is a predicted model, not a curated record.
AACUGAAAAGAGAAAUAAAAUAAGAGAGAAUCAUAGACAUCUAAUCUCUACUGAUUCUGGUUCUCCUGGCUCCUAUCAUGAGCUAGAGUGGGAAUGUGGCAGGGACCUGUAAGAAAUGCCAGAGAACAGGGACUUAGGUAUUGAGGUCGAAUGUGUGACAAGGGGACAAGGUUUGAGCAGCCAGUACAAAUGGACAAAUAUUUGCAGAGAUUAUUUGCAGAUGAAAUAAAUGCACAGAUCAUUUCAUCCAUGAUCUCUUACUGAUCAUAGAUGAAAGCAAAUAACUCUUUUCUUCAUGGGACAGAGAAGUAGGCAGAACAGGAUCGAGGAGCUACGAAAUCUAUCAAGGCAGUCUCAUUUCUCAAUGACUGGACUGUGCGGGAAUUUGGGGCCCCCUAUGAAUGAGUGGAAAUAAAGCAGAGGAAGUCUCUGAUGACCUGAAGAUGGAGGAGGACAAGUGGGAACAAUUGGGUUGCAUUUCCUGUUUCUUAGGUCUUUAUCUAAAAAUAAGAGAAGCUUGGAGGUGAUGGAUGGGGUGUGCCCUGGGUCCUGGGCUCCUUUCAGACCACAGCCCUUAGGGAAACGGAUUGUAUGUUUCUGGUUUCUCCCCUCUCCAGGGCGCUUUGUUCCAGACAUGCGUGGCCUCAGACUCAUCAUGAUACCAGCUGAACUGCUGCUCCUUUGCUACCUCCUGCUACGCCCUGCCGAUGCCGCUUCAUAUGGAAACCAAACAAAUGUCCUGAUGCACCUUCCAUCGUCCUCGGAAUCCUGGCUACCUUCCUCAGACCCCUUGUCCUGCCAGACCCUGCUCCCAAAGUCCCUGCCUGGCUUCACCCACAUGGCCCCUGUACUCAAGUUCCUGGUAGGCCUGUCACUGAUGAUCGCCUUGGAGGAAGCUGGCUGCCAUGCUGAUGUACGGACCCUGCAGCGUCAGCUGUACCGCCAGGGCAGUGUCAACACUACACAGAUCCUCAUCCGACAUCUUCAAGGGCUUGAGAAAGGCAGAAGCACAGGGAGGGCAGUGUCAGUGGAUGCCCUGGCCUCUGCUCUGCAGCUGUUGGCCAGGGAGCAGCCAGGCCAAGAGAGGGCCCGACGCUCCCUCCCCAUCAAGCACUGUGAGCAUGAGAAGGAGCAAGUUGUGCAUAAUAUAGUCAGGCUGUUGCCCGGAGUGGGAACCUUCUACAACCUGGCCACAGCUUUGUAUUAUGCUGCUCAGAACUGCUCCGACAAGGCCAAGGAACGAGGCCAAGAUGGGGUCAUAGAUCUGGGUUAUGAUCUUCUCAUGACCAUGGCUGGACUGUCAGGAGGGCCCACGGGACUGGCGAUCAGUGCUGCCCUUAAACCUGCAGUGAAGGCCGGAGUUCAAAAGUUGAUCCAGUAUUACAAUGAGAAAGAGGCAAACACCCCUCUGCCAGAGACCAGCACGGAGGGCCUGGGGGUCACCUCAGGCGUGAGUGACCUGGAAGAAACAACUACCAUGACCCCUUUGGUGUCAGAAGUAUAUCCAACUCCUUACUGGGUAUGGGCCGUAUACAACAGCUAUGACUAAGAUUCAGGGAAGGGAGUCCUGGGAUAUAAAAGAAGGUGGUAAACACAGAAUGAAUAAAUCUAAUGUUCUGACAA